AUGGGGUCAUUCAAGAUCAUCGAGCAUGUCCUGGCCGGGCAGCACAUCCGUGAACAUCCCCAUACUCUCGGCACGGGCCGUCAAGAGGGUCUUUUGCACAUUGCAAUCAAACAGUACAUCCCGAUCGACCGACCAGAGCCGGCUCCCGACAAUGCGAUUACGAUCGUCGCUCUGCAUGCCAAUGGGAUUCCGAAGGAACUAUACGAACCACUCUGGGAGACCUUGUAUGAUCAUUUGAAGCAAAAAUCAAUACCACUCCGCGGAAUUUGGAUUGCCGACACUGCCAAUCAUGGUGCCAGCUACCAAAUCUGUUUGAUCACUCACGCGACCUGCUGCACAUGGUCAACUGUUUCCGAGACGAGAUGCCACGUCCCCUCAUUGGUAUUGCCCAUAGCAUGGGUUGUUCGCAACUGUUCGUCGGAUCCCUUGAGUCUUCAGAAUCCUUCUGCUUUCCAUACACCAAGUCAAACUUCAGCUGCCAGUGUCUUCAGCUUACAUUCUCAUCACAGCGUGAAUCUUGCCACCAUACACCCUCGACUUCUUUCGACGAUCAUACUCGUUGAGCCCGUCAUAUUCGCCGAUGGAUGGCAUCCGCCGUUCAAUCCCGCUCGAUUUGCGGCCAAGCGCCAUGAUCUCUGGGACUCACGAGAGGCAGCGGAGACAGACCUUCGUCAAAGCUGCCGUAAAUGGGACCCGCGAGUCGUCGAAUUAUUCCUUCGCUAUGGAAUUCGGCCAGUCCCGACUCUAUUAUAUAACAAUGAAACAGAACCUGAUUUACCUCCGGGGGCAGUGACUCUCACCACUACCAAAUACCAAGAAAUGUGGCAGUACAAUCUUGCGAAUGUGGAACCCGAAUCAGCGGGUUUAGAUCACCUUCUCUUACCGGACUGGGAUACAAAAUUCGCUCGUCCUCUGGGGUAUGCUCGACCUGAGUGUUGCGCAGCCAUGCGCAAUUUGCCCAGUCUUCGACCAAGUGUCCUGUUUGUCUAUGGUAGUCGCAGUCCAUGGGCAAGUCCUGAUCUACAAACGCUGCAUGUCAGCUCCACUGGCGUUGGCACCGGGGGAAGUGGUGGUAUAGAACAUGGGAAGGUGAAAAAAGCUGUCCUCGAGAAGGGGUCACAUGUGCUUCUCCUUGAAGAUGUCGACUGGAGUGCUCAAACUGUCGCGGAGUGGGUGCAGCAGUGGUUCCAGGGCUGGCUUGCGGACGAACGCCUGCUGGCCGGCUAUCAGAGCAAACGGUCAGAGCCUGGGAUGCUGAAGGCCUCAGAGGUAGGUCUGCAAAUAUCCAUAGCAAAGGCCCCUGGCAGCAGACCCAAGGAAAAGCUGUAG
Penicillium diatomitis is the source of this 1329-nucleotide messenger RNA. RefSeq names its product putative toxin biosynthesis protein. The coding region runs from base 1 to 1329 and encodes 442 amino acids. The transcript has 3 exons. Lineage: Eukaryota; Fungi; Ascomycota; Eurotiomycetes; Eurotiales; Aspergillaceae. The record is from RefSeq and is a predicted model, not a curated record.